AUGAAUGGUGAACAUAAAGAAAAAAAAUCAAAUAAUAAACUACUAUCACAUACUUAUAAUAAUUACAAAUUAAGUGAUUUACAAUCAAUUAAAUUUUAUAAUUUAUAUAAUGAACAAGAAUCACAUCAAAAAUCACAAAUAGAUUUACAACAAGAACAACAAAAUAUAAGUCCAUACAAAAGAUUGGGGAGAAGAAGAAGUACAUUAACUACAAUACCAACUAUACCAAGUACAAUUGAACAAUAUGAAGAUUCUUCUCAAUUAUAUAAUUAUUCACAAAAAAGAAUUUUAAAUACAUUAAUAACUAUUCAAUUACCUAAAUAUGAUAAACUACUAUACGUGAGUAAUGUAGCUGUUGAUGAAAUGAAUCCACAAUUUCAAAUUCAAUUACCUUCUAUUCCACCUCAUAUUCAUAAAUUUCUAUUAAAUCUUUGGGUUUUAAAUACUAGUAAAUGGAUAUUAUUAUGUCAAUAUAAAUUAAACUUGGAUCAAGUACAACAAAUUAAUUAUAGUAUAGAUGAUGAUUCGUUUGAGUAUUUCAAAAAUAAUUCAAUUUGUUUAGAAUUAAAUAAUAAAUGGUAUACUUUUAGUAAUAUGAUACUACCGAAUCAAAUAAUACUAAUAGAUCCAAAUAAAUCGUCAAGUCAUUUUACAAGAUCAAUUCCAUCAUAUACUUUUGAUCAAAUAAGAUCAAUCAAUAAUUUACACAAAUCCAUAAAGGAAUUAAACACUUCAAAAUACAAACUAAAGAAACAAAUAAGUAAAUAUAUCAAAGAUAUAGAUGAUUCAAAUUUAAAUACAUUGCCCAUAUUAAUAUCUCAAUUACAAAAUAAAUGUAAUGUACUUUCAAAAGAUAUAGAAUUAAUCAAAUCAAAAAUCGAAUCAAUAAAUUCCAAACUACAUCAAACAAAGCAAGAAACAACAGAUACAACAAAGUUUAUAGAAAAUUUCAUCAAGAUAGAAGAAAUGGUCACGGACAAAAUCGAAAUAUAUAAUUAUGAAAUUGAAACAAUAAAACAAAACAGAGACUUAAUGAAAGAAGAAAUAAGACAUAGAUUGAAAAAAGAUAUUAAAGUAAUAACCGAUAUUUUCCCAAUAAUUGAUUCACCAACUCAAAAUUCAUCAGCAUCAAUUCCAUCUUCGAAUUUUGAAAUUUUAGGGUUUCAAUUUCCUGCAAAUUAUAAGGACCUAAAAGAUAUUUGUUAUUAUAAUUCACAAACACUAACAAAUUCAUAUUAUCAACCACAUUUUGAAAAUGAUUCAGAACUACAUAAUUUUCAAAUCAAUCAAAUCAACACUUGCAUAUCAUUCAUUAUAAAAUUACUUGAAAUUCUAUCACGAACAACAUUAACUCCAUUAACUCAUAAAAUAGAAUACAUUAACUUUAAAUAUUAUAUAGUGGACGAUAAGUCUAUAAAUUAUCCCAUACUAGGUAAGACAUCAACUACAAAACCAUACAAAUUUCUACUAGAGUAUGAUCCGAAAGAUGAAACUAAUGAAAGGAUUCUUACUGGUAAUAAGAAAUUUAUAAUAAUGAAUCAAGAAUAUGAAUAUGGAUUAAAAUUAUUAAACAUUAAUUUGAAAAAUUUGAUAGAUUACAUUAAGCAAGAUAUUUAUGAUGUACCCUAUAAAGACUUGAAUAAUUUACCUUUUGAUUGUCAUGAUAAUUUAUUAUGGAAUUUGAAAUAUUUAGAGUUAUUAAUUACUGCUUAA
This is a messenger RNA of Lodderomyces jiufengensis, 1713 nucleotides long. RefSeq lists its product as uncharacterized. The record is from RefSeq and is a predicted model, not a curated record. Bases 1 to 1713 code for a protein of 570 amino acids. The transcript has a single exon. Gene Ontology annotation, cellular component: endosome; lytic vacuole. Lineage: Eukaryota; Fungi; Ascomycota; Pichiomycetes; Serinales; Debaryomycetaceae. Gene Ontology annotation, biological process: SNARE complex assembly. Gene Ontology annotation, molecular function: SNARE binding.